Molecule: messenger RNA, 408 nt
Organism: Ylistrum balloti
Lineage: Eukaryota; Metazoa; Mollusca; Bivalvia; Pectinida; Pectinidae
Product: PH domain-containing protein DDB_G0274775-like
Exons: 2
Coding region: 1-408 (135 amino acids)
Source: RefSeq, a predicted model, not a curated record
AUGGCUUCCUCGGAGUCCUCUGAUAGUCGGACGAACAGCCUAAAUACCACCAGUAGUCACAACGACGACAGCGUAACGCACAUAGAAAUGAAGGGAUGGCUGAUGAAAAGAUCGAAGAUGUCGAAGAAAUGGAAGAAACAGUGGUUUUUGCUAAAGAACACCGAACUUGCCUAUGGGGACACACCCGAGCAAACAUCUAAAAGAAUACCAUUGACCAAUUCAGAAAUCUCGGAGACCAAUAUAGACAAGAAGAACUAUGCAUUCCGAAUAAAAUCCAAAGAUAUCAAGCGAACAUUUUAUAUUCAUGCUGAUAAUGAAAACAUUCAGAAUGAGUGGAUGCAGGCAAUAUGUUUUGCUAAAGCAGCAGGGAGACAUGGCGAUAUGUCACAAGCAUGUGUGGUCCAGUGA